CGUGGGCUCGGUGUUGGCGGGAGCCGAGCGGGGCGCGUCGUCUUCGCGGUCCGGCGUGGGCUGGCUCUGGGGCAGGGGCUUGCGGGCAGCGCUCCCCGCCUCGGGCCGGCGGGAUGCGGGUGGCUGUGGCCGGUUGCUGCCACGGCGAACUAGACAAGAUCUAUGAGACGCUGGCGCUGGCGGAGAGGCGCGGCCCCGGGCCGAUAGAUCUUCUGCUGUGCUGCGGCGACUUCCAGGCGGUGCGCAACGAGGCCGACCUGCGUUGCAUGGCCGUCCCGCCCAAGUACCGCCACAUGCAGACCUUCUACAGGUAUUACUCUGGAGAGAGAAGGGCCCCAGUUCUCACAAUCUUCAUUGGGGGAAACCAUGAAGCCUCAAAUCAUUUGCAAGAGUUACCCUAUGGUGGCUGGGUGGCACCAAACAUUUAUUAUUUAGGUUUGGCUGGUGUAGUAAAAUACCGAGGCAUAAGGAUUGGUGGCAUCUCUGGUAUCUUUAAAUCUCAUGACUAUCGAAAAGGUCAUUUUGAGUGCCCCCCUUAUAAUCCAGCUACGAUAAGGAGUAUAUAUCAUGUGAGAAAUAUUGAAGUCUAUAAAUUAAAACAGCUAAAGCAGCCUAUGGACAUAUUCUUAUCUCACGAUUGGCCAAGAGGGAUAUAUCAUUAUGGAAAUAAGAAGCAACUUCUUAAGACUAAAUCUUUUUUCCGACAAGAAGUGGAAAAUAACACAUUGGGAAGUCCUGCUGCCUCUGAGCUUUUAGAGCACUUAAAACCUACUUACUGGUUUUCUGCACACCUUCACGUGAAGUUUGCAGCCUUGAUGCAGCAUCAGGCCGGGGAUAAAGGACAGACAGCUAAAGCAACCAAAUUUUUAGCCUUGGACAAAUGCUUACCACAUAGAGAUUUUCUUCAGGUAAUAGAAAUAGACCAUGACCCCAAUGCUCCUGAGUACUUAGAAUAUGAUAUCGAAUGGCUUACUGUUCUUAGGGCUACCAAUGAUCUUAUUAAUGUGACUGAGAGGCUAUGGAAUAUGCCUGAAAAUAAUGGCCUGCAUACAAGAUGGGAUUAUAGUGCAACAGAAGAAGCUAUGAACAAAGUGUUGGAAAUACUGAAUCAUGACCUCAAAGUUCCAUGUAACUUUAGCAUAACAGCUGCUUGUUAUGACCCUAGCAGACCACAGACACAAAUGCAGUUGGUUCAUAGGAUCAAUCCUCAAACUACUGAAUUUUGUGCCCAACUUGGCAUCACUGACAUGAAUGUCAGGCUUCAGAAGGCCAAGGAAGAACAUCAUUUGUGUGGGGAAUAUGAAGAGCAGGAUGAUGUGGAGAGUAAUGACUCUGGAGAAGACCGUAGUGAAUAUAACACAGAUACGUCUGCCCUGUCCUCUAUUAAUCCAGAUGAAAUAAUGUUAGAUGAAGAAGAGGAAGAUGAAGAUAGUAUUAUAAGUACACGUAGUGACAUGAAUACACCAUCUGCAGAACCUUCUUCUGAUCAAGCUUCUGACUUCUCUGCAAGCUUCUCUGAUGUCAGGAUCUUGCCGGGUUCCAUGAUUGUAUCUUCUGAUGAUACAUUGGGUUCUCCAGAUGGCAGAGAGAGGAACCCUGGUGAGGCUCUGGAGUCAGGGGAUGGAAAGGACUUAACUGAGUUGCCAUCAAAGAGGCUGAGUGAUGAACAUGAACCUGAACAAAGAAAGAAAAUUAAGAGGAGGAAUCAAGCCAUCUAUGCUGCAGUGGAUGAUGAUGAUGCAGCAUAAGACAAUUUACUUGUCUUAGUAUUAUUAUAUGUAGAUAUGUGAUUUUUGAGACCGUAUUUUUAGAGUUGGAUUUUUGACUCAAGAUUAAUUUUAUAAUAAUGAAGAUACAUAAAGUUUUAGUUAGGUAUUGACUUUGUCUUUAGUCCUUUGUAUAUUUCAGAAAAAAAAUAUUAAAAUUUCAUAUAUUUACUUGA
Nyctereutes procyonoides (raccoon dog) is the source of this 1942-nucleotide messenger RNA. RefSeq names its product debranching RNA lariats 1 (gene DBR1). The record is from RefSeq and is a predicted model, not a curated record. NCBI's taxonomy places the organism in Eukaryota, Metazoa, Chordata, Mammalia, Carnivora, Canidae. Gene Ontology annotation, cellular component: nucleus. The coding region runs from base 114 to 1748 and encodes 544 amino acids. The transcript is spliced from 8 exons. Gene Ontology annotation, biological process: mRNA splicing, via spliceosome. Gene Ontology annotation, molecular function: RNA lariat debranching enzyme activity.